This is a messenger RNA of Bursaphelenchus xylophilus (pine wood nematode), 4117 nucleotides long. NCBI's taxonomy places the organism in Eukaryota, Metazoa, Nematoda, Chromadorea, Rhabditida, Aphelenchoididae. The record is from the annotation of a GenBank genome assembly.
AUGUCGGAAAAACCGCUAGAAGAGAAGCCCACAACUUCCAAAUCGAUCUCCGAUGUUCUCGAGGAGUCAGUUGGAGAAUUUUCGCGAGAAAAGUCCGAGAAAAGCAUGGAAGAAGAGGAUUUGGGAGACAAAGAGAAUGAAUCAGACGAAGAACUGGAUGAGUCGGCUCUUCCCUCAUCUAUUGAACCCAUCGAAGUUGAUACCUCCGGAAAAUUUGGUUGGGUCCAUGAUUUCAAUGAGGAGUAUGGGAUAAAGACCAAAACAUGGUUCAGAAAGUGAGUGUUUUCUAUUUUUUGUUGGCUUUUAGAUGAAGAGCGUCACAUGGAGACUUGUAAUGGUUUAUGAAGGCUAUAUUGGUGUUUGAGUUGCCUAAUUUCGCUCUUUCAACGUCUUUCAAGCAUCAACUUUUUAAAAUUAUGUUAGCCAUGGUUGAAUGCUAUGAUUGCUGUUGAAAAAAGCGGAUUGAUGGUUAGCAACUUGUUUAUAUAGGGGAUAAAGUCUUGUCUAGAAAGAAUGAGUUGAAAGUAAACCUAGAAAACAGAUUUUUUGAAACUUUUUUGCCAUGGAUAAUAUAACUUCCGCAUUUUUCUUCAUAAACACAAAAAAACAGUUCAUUGGUGUGUCUUUUGUUGAGUCCCGAGACGAAACCUACGACUACGUUAUUGGCAUUCCGUUUCAUUCGAAGCUUCUCGAAGCCUAGAAGAAAAGGGAGCUCAGUUGUUACAUAUUAUUCAGUGAAUGUUUGGUGUUACGCUACGUUUUGUUAUUAUUAUUCUGUAAUAAACCUCUCUAUAUUUGUUACCCUACAUCUGGCUGACUACAUACCUUCACAACUACACGUGAAGAUACAACAAUUGGCGCAGUCAACACGAGCAGAAGAAGAUUACGACGUGGAAUCAGAUCAAGAGCACUUCUACAGAAGCAGUUCAGCUGUCCACCUUCUACUGCAACUUCGAACCAGGUACUCUUCGAAUUUUUUGUUCUCGCCUUUAGAUUCUGAAUCUUCCUCGCGGAAAACAGAAUUCCCACACCCCUACACUCCUCGUACACCCAUUUCAAGGAUAAUUUUGACUCCUUCUGUCAAAAAUUAUAUUCCACUUGACAUCAGAAUGGAAGACGUGAACCUGGGAAAUUCACAUGAACCUACAGUCUCAUCUGAAGUCAACGAGCUGAAGAAGUACCACAGUCAGCCAGAGCACACCCAUUCACUCCCCCUUUCUUCAAACUCUUCCAAUACACGGAAGUGCUACAGAUGUAACGGCCCACGUGCACAUGAAUGCCUAAAGAACUCAAUCGAAGGAAGCUUUAACAAAGGCAAGGCCAACAUCAACGUCGUCGAAUACUACGCUCAGACGAUGGUUUCUCAAUACACGGAGAAUUUCAAAGAAGAAAUGGGGCAAGGUACACAUUCAAUUCAAAUGCGGGAAGAUGAUACACAGAUCCCGACGUUCAAGUGCACGUUCAAUUCAAGUAAAGGAAGAUGCUACACAGAUCCUUUACGUUUCAAUUCAAAAGAAGGAAGAUGUUACACAGGUCCUUCUCAGUUCAAUUCAAUCAGAAGAUGCUACACAGAUCUCCUGGACGACAAAGUACAAUUGUCGCUUUCAAUUGGCCAUGAUCUACAGAUCAUGCAAUCCCAGAUUCCUCAGAGAAUCAAAGAGCUUCCCAAGAAUUCCCCUUUCAAGGACCCUGAUCCAUGUCCAUGUUCAGAAAAGUGGAAUAUAAUUUUUGACAGAAGGAGUCAAAAUUAUCCUUGAAAUGGGUGUACGAGGAGUGUAGGGGUGUGGGAAUUCUGUUUUCCGCGAGGAAGAUUCAGAAUCUAAAGGCGAGAACAAAAAAUUCGAAGAGUACCUGGUUCGAAGUUGCAGUAGAAGGUGGACAGCUGAACUGCUUCUGUAGAAGUGCUCUUGAUCUGAUUCCACGUCGUAAUCUUCUUCUGCUCGUGUUGACUGCGCCAAUUGUUGUAUCUUCACGUGUAGUUGUGAAGGUAUGUAGUCAGCCAGAUGUAGGGUAACAAAUAUAGAGAGGUUUAUUACAGAAUAAUAAUAACAAACGUAGCGUAACACCAAACAUUCACUGAAUAAUAUGUAACAACUGAGCUCCCUUUUCUUCUAGGCUUCGAGAAGCUUCGAAUGAAACGGAAUGCCAAUAACGUAGUCGUAGGUUUCGUCUCGGGACUCAACAUCUUUCAGCUACGAAGACAUGGUCCGCUGUUUGACGUGGUAUCAACUCAAAACGGGGAUUCGGUUGAUCAGAUCUGGCGGUUCGAGAGCUCUCACCGAAGCCGAUGGAGUCAGUAAAGAGACGGUGAAGAGAUUCGUUUUUGACAAAGUCAAGUACCUCUGCUCCCAUCAUGGGCCAAAGGGAGUGAAUUGUAAUUUCCGAAUCAUAAUUUCGUACAACAAUGACGCCGACAUGCUCAAAAUUGUGUUUACGAUGCUGCACCACAGUCAUCGGCCGACGGACGUCUCAGCGAUUUACGACUCAACGGCUAGAGCGGGAAAUGAAUACAUAUCAUUGUGUAGGUUUUUGAGGGCGUUUUUGGUAAAAAUUGAGACUUAAAAAAUGGUUGUUUUUGGCGGUACCACACAAGAGAAUGGUCCAACGAUCCAUAAGAUACGCUGAUUAGACUAGAAUAUUCAGAAAGAACAGGUAAAAUUGGUGUAAAUCCCAUUAAAAGCGACGAGAAAUAUCGACUGAAAGUUUCAACUGAAUUUCCGCUCGUUAUCCAGUACAAGAAAUCAAAAGGAAAGAGAUGUGACCGUUAGUAUAGUGGGAAAACCUUCGCUUACAAAUCCUUUUAAGUGCCAAGAUCCGGGGUUCAAAUCCAGUCGGAAACAAACUACUCAAGUUUUGUUGAAGUCAAAUAUUUUGGAAAUUUUGAUCAAAUUUAGCACAAAACGGUCUGGGAAAGUGUUUGCUCUCCAUUUGCAAAGUUUUUUAUAUAUCUUUGUCGAUGUCCCAAACAGUUUUAUGAUAAUUUUGAUCAAAAGAUUCUAAAAUAUUUGAAUUUCAACCGUACAGUAGCGGACCUGAUCCAGUGGUAAAAAACGUACCAUUUUGCAUCCGAGAAGCAUCAAAAACGCAGCAAAAUACCUCCCUCUUCAAGUGAAAAAACUUCGUUUUGAAGAGCGCGUUAACAAGAAGAACAGGAGCGCUUUUGAAAUUGGAGUUUUUCACUUGGAGAGGGAGGUAUUUUGCUGCGUUUUUGAUACUUCCCAGAUGCAAAAUGGCACAUUUUUUGCCACUGGAUCAGGUCCGCCACCGUAGUAGUUUGUUUCCGACUGGAUUUGAACCCCGGAUCUUGGCACUCAAAAGGAUUUGUAAGCGAGGGGUUUCCCACUGUACUAACGGUCACAUAUCUUUCCUUUUGAUUUCUUGUACUCGAUGAAGAGCGGAAAUUCAGUCGAAACUUUCACUCGGUAUUUCUUGUCGCUUUCGAUGGGAUUUACACCAAUUUUACCUGUUCUUUCUGAAUAUUGGAAUCCGGUCAACGUAUCUUAUGGAUCGUUGGACCCUUUCCCUUGUGAGGUACCCCGAAAAACAACCAUUUUUUUGAAAGCAGAGUACAGUGGCGGACCUGAUCCAGUGGCAAAAAAUGUACCGUUUUGCAUCCAGGAUGCAUCAAAAAUGUGGCAAAAUACCUCCCUCUCCAACUAAAAAAACACGCCCUUCAAAACGGAGUUUUUUAGUUGGAGAGGGAGGCAUUUUGCCACAUUUUUUGAUGCUUCCCGGAUGCAAAAUGAUACGUUUUUUUGCCACUGGAUCAGGUCCGUCACUGUAGGCCGAGGUUGACUCACCUGAAAACGCCGAAUUCGAAGAUGUUCUGCGGAAAAUCUCGCUUUCAAAAAGUCGUAUUUCAGCUAUAAUUCAAGUAUUUUCAGUACGAAGUCUCCGACCAGAAGUCCCAUUUGAAGAUUACUACACAAAAUCCGAGAUCAAAACCGAAAAAGCCUCGCGGCUGAUCAACAAAAAAGAAUCCAGCGGCCUCUUAUACCUAACAGAAUUGUUCUCCAAACUCGGUGAAGCCAUGUUCAGCGCAUAUUUGAAGAAGAGCUUGAAGAAAACGACGAAGAGGGGAAGAAAAUCCAAAAGUAACGAGUUGACGGAAGAGUAA